AUAUCAAUCUGCGACUAACUCAACUGACUCAGUAGAUCGACCUAAGAAUUCAGAGAGACCGUAAGACAAACCGAGAGGUAGGAUAACAGAAGAGAAGAGAAGGAGGGAGAAAAAAAGAAGAGAGGAAGGGAAGGGAAGAACCAGCACCAGCUAACAGAAUAACAGAACUGGAAGGAAGACAGCAAUUGAGAAUAAAUCAAAAUGAUCAACCUCUUCACUGGCUGGCCCAACCCCCAGCUGCUCCCUGUGGCCGACCUCGCCGCCGCCGCCAGCACGGUGUUUUCCACCCCCGCCAUCUCGACCCCCGCCCUGCUCUACGGCCCUGAUCCAGGCUACGAGCCUCUACGCGAGCAUAUUGCCACCUGGUUGACAUCCUUCUAUCGACCAAACGAUGCUAUCUCGGCUGACCGCAUCUGUAUCACGGGCGGCGCCAGCCAGAACCUCGCCUGUCUGCUGCAGGUCUUCUCGGACCCGGCCUACACGCAGGGCGUCUGGAUGGUCGCGCCCACCUACUUUCUCGCCUGUCGCAUCAUGGAUGAUGCCGGGUUUGCAGGCAGACUGCAUGCAGUGCCGGAGGAUGCAGAGGGGAUCGAUAUUGCGGCGUUGCGGAGGGGGUUACAGGAGGCACAGACGACAGAUGAACCGUAUAAAAAAUCUCGCCCCUGGAGAAAGAUCUACAGACAUAUCAUCUACGCCACGCCCACCUUCUCCAACCCCUCGAUGAAGGUCAUGUCGCUACGACGCCGCGAGGAGCUCGUCCGUCUGGCGCGCGAGCACGACGCCCUGCUCAUCACCGACGACGUUUACGAUUUUCUGCAGUGGCCUGCUGCCUCUGCAUCGGCUUCUCCCCUCUCGACCGCGGCUUUACCCCGCCUAGUUGAUAUCGACAGGUACCUCGACGGCGGGCCGAAAGACCAAUACGGCCAUGCCGUGAGCAACGGCAGCUUCAGUAAGCUGAUCGGGCCGGGCGUGCGCACGGGCUGGGCGGAGGGAACGCCAAAACUGGCUUUUGGCCUUUCUCAAGCAGGCUCCUCUCACUCCGGAGGCGCCCCCUCACACUUGACGGCAGCCAUCGUCGACCAACUCGUUCAGGGAAAUCUACAAGAGGUGAUUGAGAAAACGCUGCAGCCCGCCCUGGCAGCACGGUAUCAUAUCGCCAUGGCGGCUGUCAAGGCCCACCUCCUCCCGUUAGGAGUGACAUUACCCUCCUUUGCAGACGAGCAGUCUACACAAGCCGUUGCAGGCGGAUACUUCAUCUGGAUCAAGCUGCCGUCACCGCUCCGGGCGGACGAGCUAGCAGCGCAAGCACUGGAAAAAGAAGAGGUGCGAGUUGCUGCUGGAACCCUCUUCCGCGUCGGCGGUGAUGAGAAGCAGGAGAAAGUGGACGCGCAGAACGACUUUGCAGACUGUUUGCGCAUCUGUUUUGCGUGGGAGGAGGAGCAGAAAAUCGAUGAGGGGAUCAGACGCUUGGGUCGCCUCAUCGCCAAGCUGACGGCUACUAUCUGAUCUUGAUGGUACCUGAACGUACCAUGGUUGGAGAUAAACCAAAGUGUAAUGAUGUACCUCAGAAUAUUUCAAUAGUUCUUUUGAUCUAUGUAGUAGUUCUAU
Molecule: messenger RNA, 1608 nt
Organism: Penicilliopsis zonata CBS 506.65
Lineage: Eukaryota; Fungi; Ascomycota; Eurotiomycetes; Eurotiales; Aspergillaceae
Exons: 4
Coding region: 202-1506 (434 amino acids)
Biological process (GO): biosynthetic process
Molecular function (GO): L-2-aminoadipate:2-oxoglutarate transaminase activity; pyridoxal phosphate binding
Source: RefSeq, a predicted model, not a curated record